UUGUUAUCAAUCUCAAGCAGAUUGUAUUGUCUUUUUCUUGUGGAGCUCAGGUACAGGAUGCCUCGCGGCUGGAGACUUGACGAGAUAGCAAAGCAACAGCAGCGUAUGUUUACAAACAAUCGCGUGGUUAGUUAAUUUACAGCGGUAAAAGGCACUCUUACUAUUUAACUGUAAGCUGAUAGUCUAAUUGUGGUGUCAUAUACCAACCUAAUUGGCAACUCAACCCUAAACAGAGCUGAAGUUGACAAGAGGCAUAUUGAUCAAACUCACUGCACUACAGGAAAAUUAAUCCGUGAAUUGCUCUUGACCUGGGAAAAGGAACUGGGGAUCUGAGAACUGGUAUCCUUUAAAGGCUUCCUCUGUGUUGAAACGUUUAGGAUAAUGCUACUGAUGUAGGGCCUGUGUACAAUUCCUCGGACGAUGUGAUUAUCGAUACUGGCUUGUGUUCUGACAGUUACGCACGGGUAGGCAUCGAAGUAAAUCCCUAAAUGCAAGAUUCAAAGAUGAUGUACCGUGUUUGCCUUAUCCUUAGCAUGCUGUGGACUACAGUGGCUGUGGAUGCUUUUGACCUCGCGCCACCUGGCAAAUUGGUUGGUUAUGUAACUGGCGAUACAAGAGUUAAGUUGGCUUGGGAAGUAACAUCUCCAUCAAAUAACACUGUAUUUGAAGUAAGAUGGGGGACGAAUUCCGACGAGUCAUCCAUGCUUGUCUCUGGUACUACAAACACUGUUAUUGUGCGUGGUCUUCGAGUACACACACAGUAUUACUUUCGUGUACGGAAAGGCUUGGUGAAUGGUACUUGGGGAGGAUUCACAAAAUAUACUCAAGUCUGGACGCCUGAAGGAGUUCCUACAGCUCCUCCUGCAAACGUGACAGCCUACAACACAAGCUCUGUUGGCAUCAUUGUAUUCUGGGGGCAGAUCCCAAAAUCCCACCGAAAUGGCUAUGUUCUUGGUUAUAAAGUUUGCUACAAACGCGCCGAUAGUAACACAAGCGUUUUAUACUGUACAGCGGUAUUUGCUUUAGGACUAGAGCUGGGUGGCUUGCAGUCAUACACUCCCUAUUGGAUCACAGUACUAGGAUACACUAAUAAGGGAGAGGGACCCACCAGUCAACCACUGCUAGUUUGGACUGAUGAAUUUGUUCCUUCAGUCGCUCCUAAAAUAAUAUCCUUGAGGACUAACUCUACUGCAAUCAGGGUAGCCUGGGAACCGAUACCUAAAGAAUACGUCAAUGGAGUGCUCCGAGGCUAUUACGUCAUUUACUGGAGGAUGCCUCGUGUGUCCCAAGACAACCACGUAAUUCAAGUGAACCAAUCCACGCUAAGUGUGGUCAUAGUAGGGCUCAAAAGGAACACUUCUUACGGGGUGCAACUGACGGGGCUGACUCGCGUCAGAGGCUAUAUAAGGAAUGGCGUCCUUAGUCGAACACGAAAAGUCACUACCAAAUAUGGUUCGAAGGCUCCAAAAAACUUACGCGUUUUCAGUCCUUGUUCCACUUGCUUGACGGUGACCUGGGACCCAGUUUACAUCUCCCCUCCAGCUACCCUAAAAGGAUAUCAUGUGACCUAUAGGGGCACUUCCAGAAAGGUUCACACGAAAAAGACAGGAGCUAGAAAAUCUAUCGCACAAUUAAAAAAUCUCAAAAAAUUCUCUACUUAUACCGUGACGGUAACAGCCAAGACAGACGAAGGACUGGGGGAUACAAGUGCAUCAGUUACCGUUGCCACAAUGGAAGAUGUUCCAAGCCGCUCUCCGGACUCUCUGCGGGUGCGGAGCACUGGGGCACACAGUAUCUUGAUCGAGUGGAGCCCAGUCCCAGAGCAGUACAUACACGGCAUUUUGCGAGGCUAUCACGUGUAUUACAGAGCGGGUCGACCCAUGAUAAAACGUUCAGUCAGUCAAAUGGGAGUGAUAAAAGCCGUUUCAGUCAACAAGUCAAUUCAAAGUGUGGAGAUAACAUCGUUAGAGCCUUUUACGCCUUAUGACGUAUGGGUGUCUGCGUUCACUGCAGUGGGCAGCGGUCCUCCAAGUAGACCCGUGACGGUAACCACUGAUGAGGAUGUACCAUCACGCGCUCCUCGCCUUCUCAAAGUGCUUGCAAAGACUCCCAACUCGGUAUUCGUCAAAUGGGAAUUCAUACCACGGCACCACGUGAAAGGAAUACUCCAAGGCUACCGCGUGCACUACAGCCAGGUAGACACGAGUUAUCCAGUCAUAAAGAGCGUGAUUACUGUAAACGAAUCUGUGACGCAUGUCACUUUGGAGAAUAUGAAACCGCUGACUAGGUAUCGAGUAUGGAUCAUGGGAUUCACCAAAAAGGGCCCAGGACCCAGCAGUGAGAAGAUGUUUGUUUCUACUCCUCAAACAGUCCCAGAUAGUCCUCAGGGGGUCAAACUUAGUAUUGAAAGCCCUCAGAGUGUUCUUAUUACUUGGCGGUCUCACUCAAGCUUCACGAAAUUCGUCACCCGUUAUAUGGUAAAAUGGCUUCAUGUGGGUAGCGCCGCUGACUCCAGAAUGGACGGUCAUAAGAUCGUGAACGCGGGAAACCCGUACCAGAGAGAGACCCAAGUCGGGGGACUAAAACCCCAUAACAUGUACGCGUUUAUGGUGCGAGAGGAGGCUGGGCAGGACAAUUGGGGGGAAUUCUCUGAUCCUGUUGAUGUUAUUAUGCCAGAGGAUGCUCCCUCUCCGCCCCGCAGGAUUUCAGUGAAAUACAAAGAGAAAACUCGUUUAGUUCUUCAAUGGCGGAGACCGGAAGAAACAAAUGGUGUCCUCAGGAAAUACGAACUUCAUUUUACCGACGAUGACCAGGUCACUUAAACUUAUACUGUGGACACUGACGUCGAUAAGGAGUAUGUAACGUAUGAAAUGACUCUUCCUGACGUCGAGGCUGAGUACAAGAUUAAGGUCCAAGCGUAUAACUCAAAACAAGGACAAAUGAGUGACGAGAUUACUGUACUACAUUCACCCAGUGUUCAGACUUCAGAAGCUCGUGUACCAACUAAAGAGCCCAGCUUGUUCAAGUCUAAGUUAGUAUGGAUCAUAGCCGGAGUGGUUGGUUUUCUCUUCUUAUUGGUGGUAAUCACAACUAUUCUACUUCUCAGACGAGAUUCACGACGUUCAAAGAAACAAAGAGGAGACAUUACCAAACGUACCUUGUCCAUCGUAUCACAGACCGCUCGACCCAGGCGACCUGUUCCUGUGAAAGAGUUGGCAGAGCACUGUGCUCAUUUCCAUGACAACAACAACGCCUUAUUCAACGACGAAUUUAAGUGCCUUGAUCGGCUUGCUUGGAAAUCAACUUGGGAAGCGAGUCAGGUCCCACAUAACAGGACCAAAAAUCGCUACUGUAACGUAGUAGCAUAUGAUCAUAGUCGUGUCGUGCUCACAGCCAAGAGAGAUAUACCCGGAUCAGACUACAUUAACGCUAACUACGUUGAUGGAUACAGUUUUCCAGCCAAGUAUAUCGCGACGCAAGGUCCUCUUGAGUCAACAGUGAACGACUUUUGGCGAAUGGUGUGGGAGAAGAAUGUAAAAACUAUAGUUAUGAUAGAAAUGCAGGGACGAGACGAGGAUCCAGCAAGUGAGAGGUACUGGAACGAGGCUGAACCGAAAGAGUAUGGUCACGUGGCUGUAUCACUUCUCAGCAGUAUCGUUAUGUCAGACUGGACUAUCAGGGAUUUUAUGCUUUGGUCAACAGAUCCCGACAGUGUAGACAAGCGAGAGGUAGUUCAGUAUCACUUUACAUCGUGGCCCGAUCACUCAGUCCCGCGGGACACCAUUCCUUUCUUAAUGUUCCAUCACAAGUUAAAGACAACUCUGGUUGCUGACCCUGGGCCUGUUAUCAUUCACUGCAGUGCUGGUGUCGGACGCACGGGAUCCUUCAUUGCAAUAGACUCGCUGAUGGAGCAAAUGGAAACUGAGAAGGUGGUAGACGUGUAUGGCUUUGUCGCACAGAUGAGAAAACAACGAAACUACAUGGUCCAGACUGAAGAGCAGUAUCGUUUUAUCUACGAUGUCCUUAAAGACGCAGCCAUCUGUGGUGUGACUACAAUCACAUCAAGUGAAUUUGGAAGCGAUCUUCUUUGCGUCACGGGAGAUGAACCCGAGAUUAUCGAGCAAAGGACUCGUGAGUUUGAGAACCUUCAAGACUAUUCCUCUCAGGAAGCAUCAUUCAGAGAAGCGUUAUUUCGAGAAAACGCAUUGAAAAACCGUUCGCCAGAGUUGUUGCCAUUUAACCACAACAGAGUUUGCCUAAAGCCUUUUGCAGACGACCCUUGUUCAGACUACAUCAACGCCACCUUCAUUGAUAGCUAUAACGAAGGCGCCGCAUACAUCGCCACUCAAGGGCCCAUGCCAAGCACUGUCAAUGACUUUUGGCGUAUGCUGUGGGAACAGCGGUCAACCGUAGUGGUCAUGCUCACUGAUCUCCGGGAAAAUGGAGUGGAACAGUGUUAUCGCUACUGGCCCGAAGAGGAAGAAGGUUGUGCCAAAUAUGGAAACAUUCGGGUGACGAAGAUUGACGAGGAGGUUCUCGAGGAUCACACUCAAAGGGUCUUUAAAGUGCGGCGUCACGGAGGCGACGACAGUCUCGUGGUGUAUCACUUUCAAUGCCACGGCUGGAAGGAGAAUGGGUUGACUCGGGCCGAGAGCCUCGUGUACCUACAGCACCAGGUUCACAAGGUGGAGCCUGGGGAGUAUCACGACGGACCUAUCAUUGUUCACUGCAGUAAUGGCGAUGGUCGCACUGGAGUAUUUCUCACCCUAUGUUUGAGUAUCGAUAAACUGGAAACUGAUGAUACUGUGGACAUAUUCAAUACCGUCCGAUGGCUUAGGUCGCAAAGAGCAGGACUAGUAUCUAACUUGGAGCAGUUCAACUUCUGUUACGAGCUAAUGAAGAGUUACAUGGCCUGGAGAACUAGAGCAACCAUCAAGAAUGAUUACGUCUGAAGACAAUCUUCCUUUGGAAGAGACAAUGCUCUCUUGACCCAGUGAACCGAUGUAGCUCAGCAAUGUUGCUUGUAUCAUUACCAUAACAUGCAUACUUAAUAGACUAUGAAGUUGCCAAAUAGUUAGAAAGCAAAAGGUGAAAUUAGCAUUGUCAAUAUUUUUGAGUGGUGCACAGUUUUGUUAAUGCAAAAUUCUAUUGCUUUCUGUAAGUUUGUGCGCAUAUUAGCCAGACGUCAUACACGCACGCACGCAUGCAUGCGCGAGUGAGGGGGAGCACUUUUACCCGCGUGUCUGUCUUUCACGCGUGUAUUAUUCGCGUUCUCCCUCAAAGCCUGUCCUGUCAGCUGGUCAUUGUGUACAACACUAGAAGACUUCGUACCAUUUUUAGCUUUAUCUUCUGGAGUGCUAAAUUUAGUCUUGCAUCUGUUUGGUUUAGAGGGUGGUGGGUGUAUCCUAGAACCUAUCACAGAGCUAAGUGAGCAAAACAGACCCAAUCGCGGAUUUGACACUUACUAAAAAAUCUGUUGGUAUACCUUUUUUGCCGUGACAGCAACGUUUUGCGCUUGGGCAUGUCACGCAAUGUACUCCUAUCCGUUGAAAAUAAUUUUUUUCCAAGUCUAAAGUUUUUGCCUUUAAAAGAUUGAUAAGGUAGCAGUGUUAUAAAACAAACCGUUGCAGAAAAAAAUCUCGGGUGUUAAAUGCUUCAUAUCUUAUGAGUAAAAUUGAGUUUUUUGCUUCGUAAGAGCAACAUGACUGUCCUGAUGAAAGAGGACAUUUUGUUUCGUUUGCGUUAAAGUUGUACAAGAUAAAAGCUAUUUUGGGUUUUAGCUCGUUAUGCCAUUGAUAUAUUACAGACGCUAAGAUACAUUUUAAAAAUAAACUUUAAGUUUACGUUAA
Stylophora pistillata is the source of this 5849-nucleotide messenger RNA. Its product is annotated as receptor-type tyrosine-protein phosphatase F-like. The record is from RefSeq and is a predicted model, not a curated record. Lineage: Eukaryota; Metazoa; Cnidaria; Anthozoa; Scleractinia; Pocilloporidae. Gene Ontology annotation, molecular function: protein binding; protein tyrosine phosphatase activity. Gene Ontology annotation, biological process: protein dephosphorylation.